UCAAUCUAAUUGUAUGCCUUUAAUUAAAUGAUAUAAAAUAAGAAACAGUUGAGAGUUGAGACCUUGUAAUCUAAGGUCAUCUACUCUGCCUCGGUAGUUGGUUCUCCACUUUCACUGGUUUGGUUAGAUGCUUGGUUUGUUGAUUCGUAUCAUAUUUUUUUGCUCCUUGCUUUUUCUUUUUUUUUUUUGUAAUCUUUAAUCUUUAUUACUUCCAUUCUUGACUUCUUGGUGGUAGGAAAUGUUUGAAUUUAGUGAAUUUAUUUAUGUGCUAAUUGGUGAAGCCCUUUUUUUCCAUGAAGAUGUAUGUCACUUUCUGGUGAUGCAGACAUCCCAUAAGCCCUCAUGAGAAAGAGAGAUGCAAUGUAUAAUCUGAAUUAUAUGGAGUGCAAACUACCCGAAUUAGUUGUUUUUCUUCAAGACAGCAAUCAUCAAGUUUUCAAGGAAAACUGUAUGGAUGGGGAAGAAUGUUCUUUGGAUAAUUGUGAAUUGAACCACCAUAAUAUUUGUUACAUGCUCGAGUAUGAGUUGGACAACAGUGUAGAAUUAGAGAACAGAGUUUCUGAAUCCAAGCCUGCAUCGUACGAGGGCAUUGUUAAGAAGUUUGACGACUCUAAAAAUCUGUUGAUGGAAGGUAAAGCUGCUACUGAGAUUGCUGAUGCCAUUUCCUUUAGCCAUGAUGUUCCAAAACGGCCGAGUUUGGACAGAGAAUUGGUUGAUCAAAAAGAGAAUCAGGAUCAAAAGCUGAAACUAGUCUCGAUGGCGUCUAAGUUUGUCUCCAAGGAAGCAUCUUGUAACAAAAGUGGUAUAGCAGAUUCAAUUUCCAGAGAAGGACCAGCAGAUACAAAGGCUGAAAACAGCACCAGCACUGAAGAUGGAAUGCCAAGAAGUUUAGCUUCAUUGUUUGCAGAUCAGAACACUGAAAAGCUUCCAGACCGUGAAGACAUGAAUCUUGUAGUCUCAGCAACGAAGCAAUGUCAUGAUAACAUCUCUAUUCGCUCGAGUAGCACCAACAGCACAAAAUCUUUUGCCUUUCCUAUACUAACCUCAGAGUGGCCCGGCAGCCCUGCCAAGAUGGUGGUAGCCGAUAAGAGAGAGUUUAAAAGGCUAAGUUGUCGCUGGAGAACGUGCUUUGGUUUCUGCAAAUUUUGAUUUAUUUAGUUUUCAGAGUUGUAUAGCGGUUUCUGCUACUUGUCCUUCAUCUUCACUCCUCUUGGUAUAUAGACCAUACAUAGACAUGUUGAAAUAUUGUUGUGGACAUUAAAAGCUUUCCCGUUUUUCAGUCAUCUUUCUUGGACAUCACACAUUUAGUAA
Molecule: messenger RNA, 1311 nt
Organism: Solanum dulcamara
Lineage: Eukaryota; Viridiplantae; Streptophyta; Magnoliopsida; Solanales; Solanaceae
Exons: 4
Coding region: 343-1149 (268 amino acids)
Biological process (GO): regulation of asymmetric cell division
Source: RefSeq, a predicted model, not a curated record